Molecule: messenger RNA, 564 nt
Organism: Ustilago hordei
Lineage: Eukaryota; Fungi; Basidiomycota; Ustilaginomycetes; Ustilaginales; Ustilaginaceae
Exons: 1
Coding region: 1-564 (187 amino acids)
Source: RefSeq, a predicted model, not a curated record
AUGGGAUAUGACAAGGAGCAUAAAGGCUGGAAGCUUUUAUCCCCAAAUCACAAUCCCAGCAUAUUCUGGAGCAAUUCAGUUAGGUUCCUGGAGGACCAAUGCUGGGAAGACAGGACUGAUGCAAUGCCAAUUAAAGAAACUGAUGCCAUUUUCUACAACGAUGCUGCUGACAUUGAAGAUCUUUCAUACUCCAAAGAGGAUGAAUUCAACAAAGAACUUUCCCAACCCCUGGACAACAUUUACCACCCCCCCUCCAAAGAGGAUCUGGUGCUCGAGGGGGACCCUUUUUCACCUGAACCAUCACCAAAGGACUCAGAGCACUACAAGUUAUCAACAGUCCCAGACAUUUCCUCCCCAGAGCCCUCUGAAAUAUCAAUAACCCCAACAGGACAAGCUUCAGACAGAAUGACAAAUUUUGAGCACCAACCCUCUUGCAAAGUCUCACCCAUGCUGGACCCAAAGACCCUCUCAAAACAUAUUGCUGAACAAUACUUAGAUUCAAGCAAAGCACUGAGGCAACACCAAAACUAUUUCAACCAAUUCCACAGUGCAUGGGAAUUAUGA